AUGGAGAGUCCCUGUCCAGUCCUGGGUCUCAAAGUGAAGACCAGUGGCGGCCCGGACAGGAUCCUUCGGUCUUCAGUCCGAGCAGAGAGCGAGUGUCCUACAGAAGUGUGUGUUACUUUGAUGGUUUUCCGCGGAACAGGAGCCUCCAGAGAACAGAGCGAGGACAAAGGGCAGAGGACAGCCGUGGUGUUGGACAAAGGGCAGAGGACAGCCGUGGUGGUAGACAAAGGGCAGAGGACAGCCGUGGUGGUGGACAAAGGGCAGAGGACAGCCGUGGUGGUAGACAAAGGGCAGAGGACAGCCGUGGUGGUGGACAAAGGGCAGAGGACAGCCGUGGUGGUGGACAAAGGGCAGAGGACAGCCGUGGUGGUGGACAAAGGGCAGAGGACAGCCGUGGUGGUGGACAAAGGGCAGAGGACAGCCAUGGUGGUGGACAAAGGGCAGAGGACAGCCGUGGUGGUGGACAAAGGGCAGAGGACAGCCGUGGUGGUAGACAAAGGGCAGAGGACAGCCGUGGUGGUGGACAAAGGGCAGAGGACAGCCGUGGUGGUGGACAAAGGGCAGAGGACAGCCGUGGUGGUGGACAAAGGGCAGAGGACAGCCGUGGUGGUAGACAAAGGGCAGAGGACAGCCGUGGUGUUGGACAAAGGGCAGAGGACAGCCGUGGUGGUAGACAAAGGGCAGAGGACAGCCGUGGUGGUGGACAAAGGGCAGAGGACAGCCGUGGUGGUGGACAAAGGGCAGAGGACAGCCGUGGUGGUGGACAAAGGGCAGAGGACAGCCGUGGUGGUGGACAAAGGGCAGAGGACAGCCGUGGUGGUGGACAAAGGGCAGAGGACAGCCGUGGUGGUGGACAAAGGGCAGAGGACAGCCGUGGUGGUGGACAAAGGGCAGAGGACAGCCGUGGUGGUGGACAAAGGGCAGAGGACAGCCGUGGUGGUGGACAAAGGGCAGAGGACAGCCGUGGUGGUGGACAAAGGGCAGAGGACAGCCGUGGUGGUGGACAAAGGGCAGAGGACAGCCGUGGUGGUGGACAAAGGGCAGAGGACAGCCGUGGUGGUGGACAAAGGGCAGAGGACAGCCGUGGUGGUGGACAAAGGGCAGAGGACAGCCGUGGUGGUAGACAAAGGGCAGAGGACAGCCGUGGUGGUGGACAAAGGGCAGAGGACAGCCGUGGUGGUGGACAAAGGGCAGAGGACAGCCGUGGUGGUGGACAAAGGGCAGAGGACAGCCGUGGUGGUGGACAAAGGGCAGAGGACAGCCGUGGUGGUGGACAAAGGGCAGAGGACAGCCGUGGUGGUGGACAAAGGGCAGAGGACAGCCGUGGUGGUGGACAAAGGGCAGAGGACAGCCGUGGUGGUGGACAAAGGGCAGAGGACAGCCGUGGUGGUAGACAAAGGGCCCGCUCUGGUCGACAUGGGGAAAGUUUACAGACAAACAAACCAAGAGAAUCUGGAACAAGCUUUUACCAUCGCAGAGAGAGAGCUGGGAGUCACACGACUGCUGGACCCUGAAGAUGUGGAUGUGCCUCAUCCUGAUGAGAAGUCCAUUAUCACGUAUGUGUCGUCUCUGUACGACGCCGUUCCCAGAGUCCCCGGCGCCGAGGACGGCGUGCGAGCUAACGAGUUGGAGUUGCGCUGGCAGCAGUAUUGCGAGCUGCUGACCACACUGCAGCAGUGGAUGCGACAUCACAUCCUGGUGUUUGAGGAGAAGAAGUUUCCCUCCAGCUACGAGGAGAUCGAGGUUUUGUGGCGACAGUUUUUAAAGUUCAAAGAAACCGAGCUCCCGGCGAAAGAGUCCGACAAGAACAGGUCAAAGGUCAUCUUCAAGUCCUUUGAAGAGGCAGUGCAGGCAGGACAGCUGAAGGUACCGCCCAGUUUCCACCCGUUUGACGUAGAGAAGGAGUGGGGGCGCCUCCAUGUGGCCAUCCUGGAGAGAGAACGCCUCCUGAGGAUCGAGUUUGAGCGGCUGGAGAGACUUCAGAGAAUCGUGGGUAAAGUCCAGAUGGAGUCGGGCGUGUGUGAGGAGCAGCUGCAGCAGGUGGAGGCGCUGUUGCAGCAGGAUGUGAGGUCGAUGAGCGCUGGGAGACCGCCUCAGCAUUCUGCGGAGGUGGAGGCCGACCUGGAGAAGGCCGAAGGAAUGAUCCGACUGCUCUUCAAUGAUGUGCAGCUGCUGAAAGACGGGCGCCACCUACAGGCCGAACAGAUGUACCGCAGGGUCUAUCGUCUCCACGAGCGCCUCGUCAACCUCCGCAGCGAACACAACCUGCGCCUCAAGUCCGGGGUCACCCUCACCCAGAUCCCCAUGACCCAGAUCCACAUGGGACAGGCCCAGAUGACCCAGGCCCAGAUGGCCCAGGCCCAGAUGGCCCAGGCCCAGAUGGCCCAGGCCCAGAUGACCCAGGCCCAGAUGGCCCAGGCCCAGAUGACCCAGGCCCAGAUGACCCAGGCCCAGAUGACCCAGGCCCAGAUGACCCAGGCCCAGAUGCAGCAGGCCUCCGGGACCAGGGUGCGUCCCGAGCUGGAUGAGGUCACCCUGCGAUACAUCCAGGACCUGCUGGGCUGGGUGGAGGAGAACCAGAGGCGUGUGGACCAGGGCGAAUGGGGGUCUGACCUGCCCGAGGUGGAGUCCCAGCUGGGCAGUCACCGCGGCCUGCACCAGUCCAUCGAAGAGUUCAGGGCCAAAGUCGAGAGAGCCAAAGCAGACGAGAGUCAGAUUUCUGCAGUGAGUAAAGCUGCGUACCGUGAGUUUCUGAGUAAACUGGAGACGCAGUACGGAAAGCUGCAGAGCGCCUCCAAGUGGCGGCUGCGGUCCCUGACGGAACUCCACGCCUUCGUCACCGCGGCGACCAAAGAACUGAUGUGGCUGAACGAGAAAGAGGAAGAGGAGGUGAACUACGACUGGAGCGACCGCAACAGCAACAUGACGACGAAGAAGGACAACUACUCUGGGCUGAUGAGAGACUUGGAGCUCAGGGAGAAGAAGGUGAACGGGGUCCAGGCCUCAGGAGACAAACUGCUGCGAGACGGACAUCCAGCCAAAAGAACCAUCGAGGCCUUCACUGCGGGUCUUCAGACUCAGUGGAGUUGGAUUCUGCAGCUGUGCUGCUGCGUCGAGACUCACCUCAAAGAGAACACGGCUUAUUUCCAGUUUUUCUCGGAUGUGAAAGAGGCUGAGAACAGGUUGAAGAAGACGCAGGAGACGAUGAAGAGGAAAUACACGUGUGAACGAUCUGUGACCGUGACGAGGCUCGAGGACCUGCUGCAGGACGCCGCCGAUGAGAAGGAGCAGAUGGCAGAGUUCCAGACCCACAUCGAGGGACUGAAGCGCAGAGCCAAGACUGUGGUGCAGCUCAAACCCCGGAACCCUGCAGCGGCCCCUAGGGGCCAGCAGCCGGUACAGGCCGUGUGCGACUUCAAACAGAUGGAGAUCACGGUGCACCGAGGAGACGAGCUCGCUCUGGUCAAUAACUCGCAGCCGUUUCAGUGGAAAGUCCUGAACGAUAAAGGCAGCGAGGCCCUGGUCCCAUCCAUCUGCUUCCUGGUUCCACCGACCAAUAAGGACGCAGUGAACUCUGUCGCCGGAGUGGACUACAAACAUGUGCGGGGCCUCGUCGCUCACGGUUACGGAUGCACCAAUCAGAGGCAGCGAUCCUCGGGGCUUCAGGCUCUUUCCCUGUUCAUUCACAAAGUACUGCAGCAGCCCCUGAUCCACGUCCAGGACAAAGUACCUGCAGCAGAGGAGGAGGAGGAGGAGGAAGAAGAGGAAGAAGAGGAGGAGGAGGAAGAGGAGGAGGAGGAGGAGGAGGAAGAAGAGGAAGAAGAGGAAGAGGAAGAGGAGGAGGAGGAGGAGGAAGAGGAAGAAGAGGAAGAGGAGGAGGAGGAGGAGGAGGAAGAAGAGGAAGAGGAAGAGGAAGAAGAGGAAGAGGAAUUGAGGGUUAGUCCAAAAGGAUCCGGACAAACAUCUGCACUGAAGCAUGACUGUAAAAAGUGUGAUAUGGGACGACUGUGA
Knipowitschia caucasica is the source of this 4011-nucleotide messenger RNA. The record is from the annotation of a GenBank genome assembly. Lineage: Eukaryota; Metazoa; Chordata; Actinopteri; Gobiiformes; Gobiidae.